GAUCUUCCAACAGUGCCUAAUUCUCACGGUGACAUUUGGAAUAGUAGCUAUUUCUGCUAAAAGAUGGCGCAACAAACAAGGCCGUCCUAAACAACCCAAAUCUCCAGCAGCUCGCGUCCAGCCUCGCGUUUUGGACCUCCUGCAAGCAAUCCGAAUACCAUUCGCCUCUCAGGGAGUGGAUUUUUUGAUCGGUCCCGAUGGAUUUCCUGCCUUUCGACUGGACCAAGAAGCUGACGUUAAAGCGCCUUACAGACUUCAUUUGCCACCCACCUUAUUCCGAGAUUUUACUAUUGGGGUUACUCUGCUUCCCAGUAAUUUCAGUGGAGGAUACGUCUUCGCAGUUGUGAAUCCAACUGAAACGGUUAUUCAGUUGGGACUUAAAGUAGCCGGAUUCAAUGAAUCAACAUUCAAUGUGACGUUGUACUACACUGAUGUGGAUAUGCACCUCACACCUCAAGUAUUAGUCACUUUUGCAGUGCCUGAUUUUGUGGGAGUGUGGACAAGAUUAGCUCUGAGGGUUGCAAAAAACAAUAUAACUUUAUAUUACAACUGUGAAGAAUUUUCCACUGCCGUAGUUAAAAGGAUACCUAAAAAAUUAGUUUUCGAUACAGCAUCUACUUUAUAUAUCGGGCAAGCCGGUCCUUUGCUCACUGGCCAUUUUCAGGGAGGAUUGCAAGAACUGAAAAUCUACAACAAACCCGGCGUCGCCGAAAUUUACUGCGAUGCAGCUUUCCAGUUUUUAAUAUAUUAUGCUUAUGCUAUCUGCUACAACUGGAAGCAUAAGGAGACACUGGGCGCUUGGUUUCGGCGUGCUGUGCGGAAUGCUCAUUGUGGCUUCAGUUUAUCAUCCAUGGGUUUUGCAUUAGAUAUAGGUGGAUGUGGUGGACUACUGAUUACCUAA
This is a messenger RNA of Stegodyphus dumicola, 901 nucleotides long. RefSeq lists its product as uncharacterized. NCBI's taxonomy places the organism in Eukaryota, Metazoa, Arthropoda, Arachnida, Araneae, Eresidae. Gene Ontology annotation, molecular function: extracellular matrix structural constituent conferring tensile strength. Gene Ontology annotation, cellular component: collagen type IX trimer. Gene Ontology annotation, biological process: extracellular matrix organization. The record is from RefSeq and is a predicted model, not a curated record.